UCAGCAUAUCAAAGGCUGGCAUCUAUCCCAGCGAGUAUGUAAGUACUAGCAGCAAGGACAUGGUCAUCAGUUUGUAGCCGAAAUGGGUCACGAAGAGGAGCUCAGCCCGGAACAGGUGGACCUGAAGGUGUCGCCUCUUAUGGGCUCUCUGAAGAGAACUUGGAAUGACUUUUGCGCCACCAGCAGUAUCCAUGGACUAAGAUACACCCGCGAUGAGGACACCAACCGUAUAGUUCAUUUCGUUUGGCUGCUCAUCUCACUGGUGAUGUUCAUCUGUGCUGUGGUUAUGGCGCGCACGUUCUACAUUGACUUUCGGAGUAAUCCCACGCGGAUGAAUGUGGAAAGUGACAGCACUCCAGUUAAUACUUUAUACUUUCCACCAGUCACUAUUUGCCCGGAUGUGUUGUUUAAUAUGCAAAAGUCAGAGGCUUUCCUACAGACACUGCAACUGCCCCAAGGAACUAAUCAAAGUGUCAUCCUUCGAAAGCUGCACAUUUUUUAUGGUUUCAUGUUGGACGAUGAAAAAUAUUCCGAACAGGAUACCAGCCUCAUGGAGUCCGUGUUGUCCCUCAACAAUCUCACCUUACAACAGCUGGUGGAGCACUUGCGUUGGAACUGUGAUGAGAUUUUGUAUCGUUGCAGGUUUAAUGGCCAAAUACGGGAUUGCUUGGAGCUUUUUCAAUUGUCCAAAACAUUUUUUGGCCACUGCUGUUCCUUCAAUUUAAGACAAACAGGGUUAGUUUUUAUCCACCUUUUAAAGUUUGUUUUAUUUUCAAUAUUUAUAAAUAUAAGUCUUAAUUUUACCGCCGAACGUGCUGUUGGAGGCCUGAAGUAUGGACUCUCAGUGAUUUUAAGAUACAAAGAUGACAGUUAUGAUCCAGUUCAAUCCUAUUCCUUUGGAGUUAAAUUACUUAUCCAAGAAUCCGAUGCCUUUCCCAGUGCUCAUUCCUCUUCAAAGUUUAUAGCUUUCAACUCCGAGGUGUUUGCAGCAAUUCGUCCUCAAGAAACCUUUUGUUCGCCUGCCGUCAAAGCCCUUUCCAUUGAAGACAGAAACUGUGUUUUCCGAAACGAGUUUAAGAUGCGAUACUUUAAGAAUUAUGUUUAUCCAAAUUGUGAGCUAAACUGCAGGGUGACCAACAUGGUGAAGUUUUGCAACUGCCACACCUACUUCUUUGACUUUAAUCGAACUACAGAUAGAAUAUGCACCUUCAAGGAUAUACCUUGCCUGGUGGACAACUUUGGUGAGGAUAGCCUUGCUUAUGAAGAAGAUUAUAUAUCUAAAAUUAAAAUUUCAGCUAAUAUCAUCACCAGGAAGAGGAGUACUCAGUGCUAUUGUCCUCUGACCUGUGAACAUUUGGAUUAUGAUGUGCAGAUUUCAGAUUUUCCAUUGAAACUCAAUAUGCCAGUGGCAGAUCAAUUCUACUCAGGCAUAAACAAAAACGAUGGCAUUCUGCAUGUCUUUAUAAACUCCUUUGGCUACCGCCGUUUGCGUCAUGAUUUGCUUUCCAAUAUGGUUACCUUAGUGUCCAACUUGGGCAGUGCCUUUAGUCUCUUUGUGGGAAUGAGCAUGUUGUCUGUGGUGGAGAUUAUCUACUAUUUCUCCGUGAUUCUUCGCAAGAAUUAUGUGCUGGAGUGUGAGGCCCGCAAAAAGAUGCUUCAAAAGGGGCCAAAGUUCGCCUGGCCGAAAGCAAAUGACUCUCACAGUAAACACCAGAAAUCAGUUUUCAUAAUUCACAAAUCGUAAUCAGAUUUCUGGCAGAAUGCAAACAAAACAAAAAAUGUCAUAAAUUAGAGCAAUAAAAUAUCGUAUCAAGUCGAAGAAAGAAAAGUGAAAACAAUUGUAUACACUUUCCUGUGAAGUUUAGGACAUAUUUUAAUCAAAUCUAAUCAAAGAAUGUACAGUGUCUCAUGAUGUUCUGGGAAAGCCAAUCCCAGUGGCAGAUAUCUCUUAUUGCCAUAGGUCAACCACUGAUGACCAUUGUAAAUUUUAUUCAUAAUCGAACAGCGGCCAUCUGCUGGUCGUAAAUUGGACCCAAGCGGAGUAAUCCGCGAUAAGAUUACCCCUUGGGUAUAAAAGGGGA
Messenger RNA from Drosophila ananassae, 2081 nucleotides. It is a transcript of the gene Nach, whose product is annotated as sodium channel protein Nach. Gene Ontology annotation, cellular component: membrane. The transcript is spliced from 4 exons. The record is from RefSeq and is a predicted model, not a curated record. Bases 83 to 1744 code for a protein of 553 amino acids. Gene Ontology annotation, molecular function: ligand-gated sodium channel activity. NCBI's taxonomy places the organism in Eukaryota, Metazoa, Arthropoda, Insecta, Diptera, Drosophilidae. Gene Ontology annotation, biological process: sodium ion transmembrane transport.